Molecule: messenger RNA, 1870 nt
Organism: Panicum hallii
Lineage: Eukaryota; Viridiplantae; Streptophyta; Magnoliopsida; Poales; Poaceae
Product: COBRA-like protein 1
Exons: 5
Coding region: 74-1591 (505 amino acids)
Biological process (GO): cellulose microfibril organization; plant-type cell wall cellulose biosynthetic process
Cellular component (GO): plasma membrane
Source: RefSeq, a predicted model, not a curated record
UCCUAGGCGCCCUGCUCUCUCUUGCUUUCUCGCACCAAUGAGAAAACUGACCAAGAAGAGGAAGAGGAAGUAAAUGCGAGGGAAGGAGGGGAGGAAAGGGGGAGGUUGCGGAAGGCAGGGCCAGGGAGAGGUUCUUUCUUCUUUGUGCUCUACUGUGGGAGCCAUGGCGAGGCAGCUACAACUUCUCGGCGCCGCCAUUGCUCUGUUCGCCGGCUUCUCUUCCGUGGCUCCUUUGGCAGAAGCAUAUGAUCCUCUUGAUCCAACUGGGAAUAUCACAAUCAAAUGGGAUAUCAUGCAGUGGACUUCAGAUGGCUAUGUUGCUGUUGUUUCCAUAUACAACUACCAAAAAUACCGACAUAUCCAGGCACCUGGGUGGAAUCUUGGAUGGGUGUGGGCAAAGAAGGAGAUCAUCUGGGCAAUGGUUGGUGGGCAGGCCACAGAGCAAGGGGAUUGUUCUCAAUUCAAAGUCAAUAUACCACAUUGCUGCAAGAGGGAACCAACAAUUGUUGACUUGCUUCCUGGAACACCUUACAACAUGCAAAUUGCAAAUUGUUGCAAAGGAGGAGUUCUUAACUCAUGGGUGCAAGAUCCAGUCAGUGCUGUAGCGUCAUUUCAGAUCAGUGUUGGCCGAUCUGGAACUACCAACUAUACAGUGAAAGUGCCAUUAAACUUCACUCUGAAGGCUCCAGGACCAGGAUACAGUUGUGGAGUUGCUCAUGAGGUUAAGCCUCCUACAAAGUUCAUUUCUCAGGAUGGAAGGAGAACAACUCAAGCUCAUGUGACAUGGAACGUGACAUGUACGUAUUCACAAUUUGUUGCUCAGCAGGCUCCAACUUGUUGUGUUUCUCUCUCAUCGUUCUACAAUGAAACGAUAGUUAACUGCCCAAAAUGUUCAUGUGGUUGUCAGAAUAAUAUAACAGGACCGGGGAGUUGUGUGGAGGGUAAUUCACCUUAUUUGGCUUCUGUCUUGAAUGGACUGGGCAAGAGCAGCAUGGCUCCUUUAGUACAAUGCACGCCCCAUAUGUGCCCAAUAAGAGUGCAUUGGCAUGUGAAGCUCAACUACAGGGAAUACUGGAGGGUGAAGAUCACGGUUACAAAUUGGAAUUACAGGAUGAACUACUCACAGUGGAACUUGGUAGUUCAACAUCCAAAUUUUGAUAAAGUCACUACUAUUUUCAGCUUCAACUACAAGUCCCUGAGCCCCUAUGGAGUAAUAAGUCGGUAUUCUUGCACAUUCCUGAUCAUUUUUGUCAAUUCAAUCUUCAAUGUUUUAGCUAAUAACCGGUAUUUUGCUGCAGAUGAUACUGGAAUGUUGUGGGGUAUCAAGUACUACAAUGACCUGCUCAUGGUGGCUGGGCUAGAUGGAAAUGUGCAAUCUGAGCUUCUGUUCCGGAAGGACCCCUUGUCGUUCACUUUCGAGAAAGGCUGGGCAUUUCCAAGGCGGAUAUACUUCAAUGGUGACAGCUGCGUCAUGCCUCCACCAGAUGUGUACCCAUGGCUACCGAACUCUUCACCUGUACUGAAGGCAUCAUCCCUUGUUCAGCCCAUCGCGAUUUGGACAGCAUUGCUGUUCUUAUGGCUUCGUAUGUAGUGACUAUGGAAGGAUCAGCUAACGUUUAGGCAACUGCCAGAACUGGUUAUCGUUGCAUUGGACAUUGGUCUGCUGACACAUGCUGAGUUUCUUGCAAGAUUGGGUGGUAACCUUGCACAUUGGAAGGAUGAUUCUGAUCUGCUUUGAUUAGGAUGUGAACUUGUUAUCCUGCAAGCUUGCUGUAGAUUCACAUUUUGUAUAUUCUACUAGUUCUGACGAUUAGUUAACGCGGCCUGAACAUUAUCUCCCAAGUGAAACCUUGUGUAUGUGGCUGAGCAU